AUGGCCAUUGGAUCCAGCAAUUGUGAUGGCCGUAUGGUUUCCCAUCACUUGGGCACAAACCAUUGUCAUGGCCUCGCAUUGAGUUGGAUUUACCUAAAGUCGCUACAUAAAAACGCUACCUUUCCCGGCAUGAUAGAGGAACCAGGCUCGUUCUCCGGCAACGAUAUUUCUCCGAGGCCCGAUCUUGGGCCGCUUCCAACGUAUUUAGGAUCCCAGAAACUUCCACCAGAGUGUCAUGAGUGGCUAAUGCUUCAAACUAUUUGCCUCAUGAGAACGUCCAAAAAUAAAACCUUAUUUUUUGCAGUGACAAAUGGGAUUUCCGUAAGGACAGAAAUCUCGGCAGCAAUUUCUUGGUCAAAUCCUUUAAACGAAUUCAAGCCCUAA
Messenger RNA from Mitosporidium daphniae, 384 nucleotides. RefSeq lists its product as uncharacterized. Bases 1 to 384 code for a protein of 127 amino acids. NCBI's taxonomy places the organism in Eukaryota, Fungi, Microsporidia. The transcript has 2 exons. The record is from RefSeq and is a predicted model, not a curated record.